AUGUCGCGAGGAUUAUGCCCACGCGUAAACUCCUGCGGGUCCCUGUGGAUUUUGUCGGCGCUGGUGUUUGCGGUCACCCCGCUGGACGUGGACGCGUACAGCUGUCAUGAAGUGAGGACCGCUUUCCAGCUGCGGCAGGUCGGGCCGCCGCACCGCGUCCCGGAGGCACCUGGCAGAGAUGUGGAUCUAUUGGUCUGUAAGCACCAGGGUCCGUCCUGCUGCACCCGGAAGAUGGAGGAGAGCUACCAAUUGGCUGUACAAAGAGAAACCCUCCACAACAUUCAGUCCUACAGCUAUGAGCUCGAGCACCUCAUCUCCGGCCACUCGGAUGCCUUCCAGGACAUGUUCCAGUACCUUCUAUCCUUCUCUCAGGGACACCUGAGUUCUCUGAUGGAGGGAACCUACUCACCCCUGUCCCGCCAAGCCCUACCCCACGUUAACCAACUCUUCUCCUCCCUCUCCCUCUACCUCCGCGGGGCCAACGUCUCCGUUGAGGCGUCAAUUAACCAAUUUUUCAACAACCUCUUCCCCCUGGUCUACACACGGCUCAUCAAUCCAGGCCUUGAGGGCGGCAUGAUGAUGGGCAGUGAAAUGAGUGACUGUCUCCGUAUGAUCAGGCAGGAUGUCAACCCCUUCGGGCCUCAUCCAGCAGUCAUGGCCCAGGAGCUGGCUGGGGCACUGGGAGCCGGGAGGCAACUGGGCCUGGCCCUGGAGGAGGGUCUGGAAGUGAUGAACGCCACCGAAAAUGUCAGCAUGAGCAAAGAGUGUGUGAAGGGCCUGGUGAAGAUGGUGUACUGCUCCCACUGUAGAGGCUUGACGCUCAUCAAGCCCUGCGUGGGCUACUGUCUGAAUGUAAUGAGAGGCUGCUUGGCCAGCGUGUCAGAGCUGGAUCAGCCUUGGAGGAGGUACACCAGCCUGUUGGAGCAGCUAACCCACGCCAUGGCUGGGCACCACAGUCUGGAACUAGCCCUGCUAGGGGUCAGGGGGCACGUUAAUGAGGCCCUGCUCUACGCACAGCUCCAUGGUCCACUCAUUACAGCCACAGUGGACAAGGUGUGUGGCCUGUCUACUAGGGAACCUACAACCACGCAGCCUAUUACCCCAGAGGUCACGACCUCGACCGUGACCUCAUCCUCUCUUCCUCCAUCUGCCGCCCCGUCCAAACCUCUACCAGAGCAGUGGAUGGGGCAGUUGGCCCACUUGAGGAGCUCGUUCCCCCUGAAACCCUCCAAGAACAAUAAACAUAGUCUGAGAACACUCUCUAGGGAGUUCUUGAUGUACCUGCAGCGCUACAAGUCUUUCUUUGCAGCGUUGCCAGAGAUGCUGUGCGAAGGAGAAAAUGUAGUGGACGACUCCACGUGCUGGAGCGGAGAUGACGUGGUGGAGAGCUAUACUGGCCGAGUUGUUGGAAAUGGUCUACACGCCCAGAGGCAAAACCCAGAGGUCAAAGUUCGCAGUCCGGACCCUACACUGGCUGAGGUCAAGGAGAGAUUGGAGCUCUUCAACCAGGAGACCCAGGAGAGGUUUCCAAAACUGGGCCAGAUGGAGGCCUGGGAUGAGCUGGGCAGUGGGGAAACAGAGGAGGGCAGCACCACAGACUGUGAUGAUGAAGAUGGAUGUCAAGCCUCAGGAGACGGUCAAGACCAGACGGCGCAAACAGAAGCCUCAAGUGAAGGAAAGCCCAUCGCGAGAAAGCCCGGAAGCGACAUCCCACAUGAGAACCCUCCCAAGCCCCCCUCAGUGAAGGUGAUAGGGAGCUCGGCGUCUGCCAGCUGGGCACGGCCCUGGAGCCUCGCACUGCUCUGUGUUGCACUUUGCUUGCAGUGGACCCUGUUCUGAUGCCAGCGACCCUCUGUGAAUACCCCACUGAACCCCUGACCCCCUUUUAGGAACCACAUACAUGCACGGAUACACUCAUAUCAUAUACAUAUCAUGCAUAAUAUCCUUACUCCUGUCCUCAAUGUACUCGGAUGGAUGGUUAUGCUGGAAAAAAAUGAAAUGGCAAACAAGACAAGGCGUGGAAGAGAAGAGGACAGCGUUGUAGGAGACUGUAGACGGGGGUGGAGAUUCUUGCAGGGACCCGUUGUCCUGCAGCAUCACCAAUGUGGUUGUUUUCACAAGCUAAUCUUAUGCACGCUCACCUACAAAGAUUAGACUGCUUCUUCAAGGCUGUUUCGGUGCCAGACGUCUGUGUAUACAGACUCCAAUACAGCCAGACCAGUCACACACAAACAUACCCUUUGUGGCUUAGAACUGUACCGCAUCAUUCUGAUUUUACUUAAAACAAUUACACAUUUACAGACUCACAUACACGUUUAUCAUAAACAGUACAAAUACAGCCAUCUUCUAUUCCUGCAGUUGGUUUUUACUUAUCCUUUGAGGCAAAAAAAACAAAAACUCAUCACAGCCACUGCAUCAUUUGCCAGUCAGGCAGAAGAAUUCAGCUCAUUUGAAAACUCUACUCAUUUUCUUUUCGAGGAUUAAGGAAUGCAUGAUAGAUUGAUAGAUCGAUCCCAGGUGCCUGGCCCAAGACGACAGAUUUGAUAUACUCUAAUGACUGUGUACCUUGGCGGGGAUUAGAAUGAAAUGAGUUCACAGGUAGAGCACUGGCACACUUGCACGGCUGAACACAUUGUGCAGACAAACUAUGUGUGUAUAGUAUGUAACUGUAUAUAAAUGGAAAGAUUUGAUGGAGUGUAUGAGGUUCUGAUUCAACA
Messenger RNA from Anoplopoma fimbria (sablefish), 2717 nucleotides. RefSeq names its product glypican-5-like. NCBI's taxonomy places the organism in Eukaryota, Metazoa, Chordata, Actinopteri, Perciformes, Anoplopomatidae. Gene Ontology annotation, cellular component: extracellular region; plasma membrane; cell surface. The transcript is spliced from 9 exons. Gene Ontology annotation, biological process: cell migration; regulation of protein localization to membrane; positive regulation of canonical Wnt signaling pathway. The record is from RefSeq and is a predicted model, not a curated record. The coding region runs from base 1 to 1839 and encodes 612 amino acids.